ACGAAUCCGCCGCAAAAUCCGCUGCACUGCAUCGCGUCAGUUUGCAUUCUAGUGGCCGCGAGCACCAACGUCGAGGGCGCAAGACCCCGCACGAGUUCAGUGCAUUUGCCAGCGUGACCAGUGUAGUGCACCAUCAUGGAUGAUCUGGAUAAAGCUCAGUUGGAACUGCUCCGCAAUGCGUUCAACGCGUUCGAUCAGGAGAAGAAGGGAUGCAUCGGCACGCAGAUGGUCGGUACGAUCCUCAGCAUGUUGGGCCACCAGCUCGACGACAAGAUGCUGAAGGAGAUCAUCGAUGAAGUCGAUGCCGACGGUUCCGGUGAGCUGGAGUUCGAGGAGUUCGUCACGCUCGCGGCCCGCUUCAUGGUUGAGGAGGAUGCCGAGGCGAUGCAGCAGGAGCUGAAGGAGGCCUUCCGUCUGUACGACAAGGAGGGUAACGGCUACAUCACCACCCAGGUGCUGCGCGAAAUCCUCAAGGAGCUGGACGACAACCUGACCAACGAGGAUCUGGACAUGAUGAUCGAGGAAAUCGAUUCCGACGGCUCCGGAACCGUGGACUUCGAUGAAUUCAUGGAAGUCAUGACCGGUGGUGAUGACUAAGCAUCCCGGCGCCGGCAUCGCCUAGCAAUGACUUUUAUGUUCCUUUCGCAAAACCAGCAAUCAUUUCGUCGAGCAAUCGAUCUAAAGAGACAGAAAAAUGCAACCAAAAAAACAGAUCCCACCCAAAGAAUAUUUUUUCCGGUUCUUCUGCUUCGUCCGUAUGCAGCAAACAUCGGGCACCGGCACCAAGGAGGAAGUUGUGCCGUAUAUUUUUCUCCCCGGAACCAACCACAGUCCUUUCUAUUCGCUUCCAACUCUAAAAGCGUCCGUCCAAAAUCAUUCGACACCCGUGAGGAAAGCUGAGCGCGCGGAAACCCGUUACCAUCCAGCCAACGGAGGCCUUCCAUUCGAAGUUUUCACCCUUGUUUGUUGCCAAAGGUUGUUCAAAGUGAUUACAUUCUAUCCGUUCCGUUCGUGGAUUGCAUCCAGCGCUGAUUUGGACGGCUGUGCGGUUGUUUUGCGUGUUUUUCCUUCCCCACUUGGGGUUCGUAUGGAGAGUAUGGGGCGAAAGGAAGGGAAGCGGGGGGUUUCCAUCGGGAAGGGGGAAAAUGCUGUAGGAUGAUGAGAGAUGUUGAUGUUGAUCUUAUAGUUUAAGCGAGCAGUGCAUUGCAAAUAAACAACUUCUGCGGUAUCUCGCGCUGGGAAACCUCGGAGGGCUAC
Anopheles coustani is the source of this 1257-nucleotide messenger RNA. Its product is annotated as troponin C, isoallergen Bla g 6.0101-like. The coding region runs from base 136 to 597 and encodes 153 amino acids. NCBI's taxonomy places the organism in Eukaryota, Metazoa, Arthropoda, Insecta, Diptera, Culicidae. Gene Ontology annotation, molecular function: enzyme regulator activity; calcium ion binding. The record is from RefSeq and is a predicted model, not a curated record. The transcript is spliced from 4 exons.